Molecule: messenger RNA, 2487 nt
Organism: Emericellopsis cladophorae
Lineage: Eukaryota; Fungi; Ascomycota; Sordariomycetes; Hypocreales; Bionectriaceae
Product: Disintegrin and metalloproteinase domain-containing protein B-like protein
Exons: 1
Coding region: 1-2487 (828 amino acids)
Biological process (GO): proteolysis
Molecular function (GO): metalloendopeptidase activity
Source: RefSeq, a predicted model, not a curated record
AUGAUCAGCUUCCGAUCUGUAGCGACGGCUGUUCUCGCUGGCGCGGCCAUCUUUUCGUCCUCCACAACGGCCCAUUCUACUAAACGCAACGCCGUCAGCGCCGUCUCGAUUGUCACACAACCGGUCAUCGACACGCCCGCCCACAGGGUACACGCUCACUCUGAAUUUGAUAUCGUCUUCGACCUACGGCAGGAUGGUCUGGACCCUGUGCCUAUACGCCUGGCCCUCGAGCCAAAUCACGACAUCCUCCAUGACGACUUGACGAUAACGAGUCUGGACCCCGACGGCACGGUACGGGAAGUCGAGAGGGUGGACAGAAAAUCCCGGAAAGUUUUCAAGGGGCGCGCCUAUGCACAGAAACCGACCGGUUGGACACAGGCGGGGUGGGCUAGGAUCAUUGUGCACCGCGACGGCAAGAAGCCCCUGUUCGAGGGCGCCUUUCGAGUCUUUGGUGUCAGCCACCACAUCCAGCAGGACUCAAAGUACCGCAAGGUCAAGCAUGAAGAGGACCCAGAGGUUCCGGCGUCCCAAGAUGGCGAGGCCCUCAUGGUCGUGUAUCGCGACUCCGACAUUCGACCGUCCGAGUUGAAGCGAGACAGCCUCGCGUCUACCUGUGAUUCGGACAAUCUGGGGUUCAACACCCGGUACGAUCUGGAGAGACGGCAGCUGGAGCAGGAAAGUCCAAACCUCGCCAUGAUGCCGGCGAAGUCGCUGUUCGGUCGCCAAAUCGAUAAUGUCGGGGACGACAUGGGGGCCAACUACUAUCCCACCAUCGGGUCGACCAGCGGAUGCCCAGACACCCGCCAGGUCGCGCUCGUGGGCAUUGCCACCGACUGCAGCUACUGGGACGAAUUCGAUCGCGACCGCGAUGAGGUUGAGAAGAACGUCAUUGAUCUGGUGAACCGAGCCUCUGCCCUAUACGAAGACACCUUUAGCAUUUCGCUCGCGAUUCGGAAUCUCACCGUCAUCGAUCGUCCGUGUUCCCAGUCCGAGUCGGGUUCCGCGCCAUGGAACCUCGCCUGCAGCAACAGCGUCACGCUCGGCGACCGACUCAACCUCUUUUCGGGGUGGCGUGGCCAGAAUCUCGACAGCAACGCCUACUGGACGCUGCUCACCACCUGCAGUACCGACACCGCCGUCGGGCUCGCUUGGAGAGGGCAGCUCUGCCGGUCUGGCUCGUCCGAGGGCGUCGACGACCAGGGCGGGAACGAGACGGUGGCCGCGACCAACGUCGUCGUCCGGACGGCGCAGGAGUGGCAAAUCUUUGCGCACGAGACGGGCCACACGUUUGGCGCCGUCCACGACUGCACCAGUGAGGUCUGCCCCGUCAGCCGCGACUCGCAGUCGUGCUGCCCCUUUAGCUCCAGCACUUGCGAUGCCGGGGGCAGCUUCAUCAUGAACCCGUCGACCAACGAGCAGAUUGACGACUUUUCUCCCUGCAGCAUCGGCAACAUCUGCUCCGGCCUGCUGCGCAACGUCAAUGGCGAGUGCCUGACCAACAACCGCAACGUCGGGACCUUCACCGGCAGCCAGUGCGGCAAUGGCAUCGUCGAGGAAGGCGAGGACUGCGACUGCGGCGGCACCGAAGGCUGCGGCGAGAACAGCUGCUGCAACGGCGAGACGUGCGAGUUCCGAGACGGCGCCGUGUGCGACCCUGUCAACGAGGGCUGCUGCACCGACGAGUGCGCCUUCAAGUCGAGCGGCACCGUGUGUCGCGCGAGCACCGGCGACUGCGACCCGGAGGAGACGUGCUCCGGCGACAGCGGUCUCUGUCCCUCCAACGAGCAUCUCAACGACGGCGACUCGUGCGGCGACGGUCUAGAGUGUGCAUCCGGCCAGUGCACCAGCCGUGACAUGCAGUGCCGCGCCGUUGUGGGCGGGGGUAACCUGGGCAACGACAACAUCGAGGCCUGUGGCGGCACCGAUAGUUGCAUACUGACCUGUCGUGGGGCAUCCGACAGCAGUGUAUGCAGCAUGUACAAUACCUAUCUCCUCGACGGGACUUCCUGUUCAGGCGACGGCCACUGCAAGAACGGGAGCUGUGAAGGUGCCUCUGUCUGGGGUCGAAUCCAGGAGUGGUUCCGCAACAACAAGAACAUUGCCAUCCCCGUGUGCUGCGUCGUGGGCGGGCUCCUGCUCCUGUGCAUCGCCUGCUGCAUCUACAGUAGCUGUCGCCGGUGUCAGCGCCGCCGGACCAGGAAGCGUGCCAUGGCCAAGCGGCCGCCGCCACCACCGCCAGAGAUGGCGGGCGGGAACAGCACGCCGCCCGUGGGAGGGUACUGGCAGCCGGAGAACCGGAACGACCGCUUUCCCAGCAACCACCACGACCCGACGAGCCAGCCCUUCAACCCGAACCACUACGGCACGCACGACGGGCACAUUUACGAGGACAACACCAACAGUCCGUUGCAGAAUCGGCAAAUGAGCCACGACAACAAUUAUGAGAUGGGGCGAUGGCAGCGGACGGGGAGCACACGGUACGCGUAG